Molecule: messenger RNA, 432 nt
Organism: Suncus etruscus (white-toothed pygmy shrew)
Lineage: Eukaryota; Metazoa; Chordata; Mammalia; Eulipotyphla; Soricidae
Product: 40S ribosomal protein S27-like
Biological process (GO): ribosomal small subunit assembly; translation
Cellular component (GO): ribosome; cytosolic small ribosomal subunit
Molecular function (GO): RNA binding; structural constituent of ribosome
Source: RefSeq, a predicted model, not a curated record
CACCGACAUGCCUCUAGCCAGAGAUCUCUUGCAUCCCUCCCUAGAGGAGGAGAAGAAGAAACAUAAGAAGAAGCGGCUGGUUCAGAGUCCAAACUCCUAUUUUAUGGAUGUCAAAUGUCCAGGUUGCUACAAGAUCACCAGUUUCAGCCAUGCUCAGACAGUGGUCCUGUGUGUGGGCUGUUCCACAGAGUUAUGCCAGCCCACGGGAGGGAAGGCCAGACUUACAGAAGGUUGUUCAUUUAGAAGAAAGCAACACUAAUGACCUACACAACUUCUUUAAUUUGUGUCAUAUCCCAGGAAGCCUUAUCAGUUGAGUAAUUCUAAUUAAUCUACUGAGAUAAUGUAAUUACAUUCAAUUUUGUAAGUAUACCACAAUGAUCUCCUAUUUUGGUGUCAGUUUUUCAAUAAAGUUUUGAUUAUGGACAAAAAGAA